Closterium sp. Naga37s-1 is the source of this 2307-nucleotide messenger RNA. The record is from the annotation of a GenBank genome assembly. NCBI's taxonomy places the organism in Eukaryota, Viridiplantae, Streptophyta, Zygnematophyceae, Desmidiales, Closteriaceae.
AUGACAAAGAAGGAGCUCAGGGCGAUGAGCGAGGAGGAGUUUGAGGACCUAGAGGAGGACAUUCGCCUCGAGUGCAAGCGGUUUGGCACGGUUAAAUCGCUGCACAUCGUUCGUCCCAAGGAUGUUACCAACCCUGAUGAUAGCGACAGUGACAGUGACGAGGAGGAGGAGAAAGCAGAGGUGAAGGAAGAGGUGAAGGAAAAGUUGGAAGGGAUUAAAGAGGAGGAGGAGAACGAAGAGGGGGAAAAGGAGAUGAAGGAGGAAGUGAAGGAGGUGAAGAAGGAAGAAGAGGAGGUGAAGGAAGGGAAGGAGGAGACAAAGGAAGGGACGGAGGUUAAGGAAGGGGAGGCGAAGGAGGGAGAGCAGGAAGCAGCAGCAAGCGAUGCUGGUAAGGAAGUGAAGAAGGAGCAGGAGAAGGAGAAGGAUGCUGGGAAGGAUGAAGGUCCGGGUGGGGUUGAUGAGGAGGCUAAAAAGGAGGAGGAGAAUAAGGACGAGGAAAUGAAGGAUGUGGAAGCAGUGGCGGGUGAUGAGGCAGUAGAAGCUCCUGGGGAGAAGGUGGAAGGAGCAGCGGAGGGAGAAGCUGUAGCAGUAGCAGAGGAGGAUGAUGUGGAGGAGGUGGUUAAGGAUGAGGAGGGUGGGGAGAAGGGAGGAGAGAAGGAGGGGGAAGAGAAAGAAGGAGCAGAAGAGGGAGGCGAUGAGGAGAUGAAAGAAGCAGAGGAGGAAGCUGAGGGCAAGGGUGAAGGGAAGGCAGAGGAGGAGGGUGGGGAAGGCGCAGAUGCGGCAGGAGAGUCUGUGGUUGAGGAGGUUGAGGUGGCUCGAGCCGAGGAGGAGGGUGGGAAAGGCGCAGCAGGAGAGCCUGUGGUCGAAGUAGCUCGAGCGGAGGAGGAAGGUAGUGACUCGGAUAGUGAUGUGGUGGAGGUAGUGCCAGAGACACGAGGGGAGGUAGAGAAGGGAGAGAAGGAAGAGGAGGAGAAGGGGGAGGAAGAGGUGGAGGAGGUGCAGGGCGGUGUGCGUGCGUCUGAGAAGAGUGGUGAGGGGGAAGGGCAGGCACUUGAUGGGUUGGCGGAUAUUGCUGCUGCUGCCGCUGCUGAGACGGCAGGGGACAAGGAGGAGGGAGAUGCUGAGGGAAAAGAAUCCGAGGGUGGGGGAGGGUUUGCCCUUGAUCUGAAUGUGACUGUUGAGGGGGAGGAGGAGGGUGGGAAGGGUGGAGGAGCGAAAGAGGAGGCAGAGGGCGGGAAGGACGAGACAGAGGGAGCAAAGGAGGAGGUGUAUGAGACGGCUUCAGAGGAUGAAGGGGAGAAGGGCGAGGGAGGGGAGGAGGCUAAGGCGGAGGAGGGUGCAGAGGCUAAGAAGGGUGAAGAGGCGAAGGAGGGUGCGGAGGCGAAGGAGGGUGAAGGGAAGGAAGGGAGUGGGAAGGAGGGAGAGGGUGAGGGGAAAGUGGAGGAGGGGAAAGGUGAGGAGAAGGAUGGGAAGCAGGAGGCGGACACAGUGGAGGGAGCAGCAGGGGGGAGUGAUGUGAAGGAGGGAGAAGGCACAGAAGCACCAGGAGAGGGAGCAGCAGAUGAAGCAGCAGAGGGAGCAACAGCGGGAGCAACAGAGGGAGCAGCAGAAGAAGCAGCAAAGGGAGGAGCAGCGGAAGCAACAGAGGAGGGGAAGGAGGGCACAGAGGGGAAGGAUGCAGAAGGAAAGCAGACCCCAGUGGCCUUCCCUGUGCCUGUGCGCAUGCCUGCCCCCGGGCCCCCCAUGCCCCUCAUUCCAGGAGUCACCUUCCCCCCCCCCUUCCGCCCCCCGAUCCUCCUCCCCCCAGGCACAGAUGUACCCCCCCCAGGUGUCGCCACCCCAGCUGCUACCCUCGCUGCUCCAGGUUCUAUCCGCUUCCCUGCCCCGUUUGCCCCUGGUGCUCCUCCCCCUGGCGCUGGCAAGGGGUUGCUGGGGCACCAGCCGGGGCAGGUGGGAAAGCCGGGAGAAGCAGGUAAGCCAGGGCAACCGGGGGCUAUUGUGCUGGCUGGGUCUAAAGGGAUGGGGGAUUUGGUGGAUGCGGCGCGGAGGGGGGAAAGGGAAGUGGAGAAGUGGAGGGUUGGGAGGGCGUAUGUGGAGUUUUCGCGAGAAGAGAGUGCGAGUCGGGCGGCGCAUAUGUUGCAUGGGAGGGUGUAUGCGGGGAGGAAGGUGACGUGCUCGUUUGUGCCACUGAGGGUGUAUCAGAAGAAGUUUAACAAGGGGUUGAAGCCACGCACGCACGAGGAGAAACAGGAAGCUGCGCUGGCUGUGCAGGCACAUUUGACGUCCCACUUGCCUGAUGACUUUUAG